GGAAAUCUCGAUCAGCACCUAAAAAAAUCGUUUCCUUCCGGAGCGACGGCGCCGGCCGCCACUUUCCCGGCGCAGCUCGGUUGCCGGCGGCUGUGCCCUCCGGGGUGAGGCGCUCGGCAGCCGCAGAGGAAGCCAGCGGAGCAGAGAGCGAAGCGGUGGCCGCAGCUGCCGUGUGGAGGAGCCUGAGCGGUGGGAGGGGCGGGGAGGGACCAGCCGCCGCGGUGACAAGGUAUCAGCUGAGCGGAGGGGCCGCCGCUAGAGCUGAGGCGUCCUCGCCACCACCCUCCCGUCAGCAGAAGUUUGACUCGAGCGCCGCGCAGCCGCCCGGGCCGCCGAGGCGGGGCAGGGAGCCGCGCCGGGAGCCGCUGCGGGACAGGGGUCGCCUCCAGCGGGAGGCAGCGGCUCUCCGGGAACCGCCCCGUCCGCGCCAUGGCAGCGCGGUCCCGGAGACCCUGGCUGAGCUUGGUGCUGGGGCUGGUGCUGGGCUUCACCGCCGCCUCCUGGCUCAUCGCCCCCAAAGUGGCCGAGCUGACCGAGAAGAAGAGGCGCGGUUCCAGUCUCUGCUCUUACUACGGCCGCUCGGCGGGUCCAGGGGCGGUCGGGGGCGCAGCGGGCGGGCAGCAGGCGCCACCGGAGGCAGCUGCUGUGCAGGGCGGCACGAGUUUCAGGAGCCCCUGGGAGCUGCCGCCGGCGGCGGACGGAGCGGUCUCCAGCCCCGCCGCUGGCGGGGAAGGAGAGCCGGAGGAGGAGGAGGAAGGCGGCGAGAAGCGGGGUAGCCGGCCCGGCGGCAGCCACAACGGGAGCGGGGACUGGGGGGGAUCCCCUGGCUGUGCCAAGCCCCGCAAUUUCCUCUACGUGGGGGUCAUGACGGCCCAGAAGUACCUGGGCAGCCGGGCAGUGGCCGCGCAGCGGACGUGGGCGCGCUCCGUGCCGGGGCGCGUGGAGUACUUCUCCAGUCAGGGCUCCGCCGCGCCCCCCGAGCUGCCGCAGCUGCCCGUAGUCGCCCUGCCUGGAGUGGACGACUCCUACCCGCCGCAGAAGAAGUCCUUCAUGAUGAUCAAGUACAUGCACGAUCACUAUCUGGACAAGUACGAGUGGUUCAUGAGGGCGGACGACGACGUCUACAUUAAAGGUGAGAAAUUGGAGGAGUUUCUUCGCUCACUGAACAGCAGUAAACCUCUGUAUUUGGGACAGACUGGUCUGGGUAACAUUGAAGAACUUGGAAAACUCGGGUUGGAGCCUGGAGAGAAUUUCUGCAUGGGAGGGCCAGGAAUGAUCUUCAGCCGUGAGGUUCUCAGGAGGAUGGUGCCACAUAUAGGUGAAUGCCUUCGAGAAAUGUACACUACUCAUGAGGAUGUGGAGGUGGGCAGGUGUGUCAGAAGGUUUGGAGGAACUCAGUGUGUUUGGUCGUAUGAGGUAAGUGAUUAUAAGUUGCAAUGUGCUGUUUGUUUAGAGUUAUCUUGCAGCAUAAGUCGGUAUAUCUGUGAUUUCUUUCCAUGAUAAUUGUGUUUUAAUGCCUUAAACUGCAGACUGUAAGGAAAAAAAGAGAGGAAAGCAUACACAGCAUGUUGCUGUAAGCAUAUUUAUUUCUACUUGUCUUUCAGUUUUCAUUGGUGACAAUUGCUGUGGCCUUAAGUAAGUGUAAUCAUGUGAAUGUUGUCAUGCUGAAAGUUUCUAAAGCACUACCUUGAAGGUUUCUACAUACGAUCCUUGACAGGAUGCUGCUUCAUUUCACUUACGCUGUUCAGGUUGGAUCUGUUUAAAAACUUGGUUUUGGAUAAGCAUGCAGCAUACCUGUCUAUUGCAGGUUGUUAAACUAUUUUAUGGUAUUUGAAGAAGAAUUGUGUUUUCUUAGUUACCCAGACAUAUUUUAAUGGCGUUCAUUACUGGCAAAAGCAGAAGUAGGGGUUGUGGGGUUUUAAUCUUUUACAAAAAUAAAAUUUGUUGCACUGUACGAGUCUGUAAUAAAUUUUAACACUGUUCUUCACUAAGAAAAACGGUGUUAGAAGUGUAUCAUAGACACAAGCAACAUACCAGGUCUCCCUAUGCUGAAUUUUAGGAGCAUAUUACUUCAUUCAGUAAUAGAAUUUUCUGAAGUAAUAAGGAUAUGUUGCAGUACCCAGAAAAGGUUUUUCAAUUCCAGAACUAAAAUUCAGGCCUUUUUCUCUGAAAAUGUUGUGGCUACUGGCACAUAGCUAAAAAUAGACCAAUCAUGCAACUGCCAGAAAGGGUAAUGGGUGAUAGCUAAUACGAUGCAUAUGAUUUAAGUUAUUUUAACCUGUUCUUUAAUAUUAAUAUGUGG
Messenger RNA from Neopsephotus bourkii (Bourke's parrot), 2302 nucleotides. RefSeq names its product chondroitin sulfate synthase 3-like. The transcript is spliced from 2 exons. Gene Ontology annotation, molecular function: glucuronosyl-N-acetylgalactosaminyl-proteoglycan 4-beta-N-acetylgalactosaminyltransferase activity. NCBI's taxonomy places the organism in Eukaryota, Metazoa, Chordata, Aves, Psittaciformes, Psittacidae. Gene Ontology annotation, cellular component: membrane. The record is from RefSeq and is a predicted model, not a curated record. Bases 430 to 1500 code for a protein of 356 amino acids.